Molecule: messenger RNA, 1828 nt
Organism: Tuber aestivum (summer truffle)
Lineage: Eukaryota; Fungi; Ascomycota; Pezizomycetes; Pezizales; Tuberaceae
Source: the annotation of a GenBank genome assembly
CCUUAUCGGAUGAUUCCAUAUGGUAGAAACAGCAAGUUCACGGGCCGUGGAGACCUCAUUGAGGAGGUAAAGAGGCUUUCCGCGGGUAGCAACCACAACCGGAUUGCACUCCACGGAUUGGGCGGUUCCGGGUAUGUGUCCAUCAUUGUUACCAGAAUUUCGUUACCGGCGUUUCGUGGGUUUAUUAACAUUGCCCAGAAAAACGCAGAUUGCACUCGAAUACGUUUAUCAGCGGGCAAGCGAGAGCGAUUGUCAUGUUUUUUGGGUGCAUGGAAGUGGGGUACAAAAGUUUAGUGAGGGUUUCAGAGCCAUUGCGCAGCAUGUUCGGAUUCCCCUAGCCAGCGCCGAGAUAGAGGAAGAGGGAUUCCUAUUAAAUAUACGGAGGUGGUUUGAAGGUCCAGAUAAAGGCGAUUGGAUACUGGUUAUUGACAACGCCGAUAACGAGGAGGACUUUACCGGAAAUAGUGGUCACAUCUCGAAAUUUGUACCACAAGGUCCUAGGGGUACUCUAAUAUUCACCACAAGAUCUCUCCAAGUCGCAUCAUGGCAGGAUUGCGAUAGAAUCGAUGUCGGGAAAAUGGAGGAGGGUGAAGCACAAGAAUUGUUCUUGAAACGCUUAGGCAGCAGGGACGUUUCGAGAGAUGAAGAAAAAGAGGCGAUCGCACUGAUACUGGACUCCCUGCAUCAUAUCCCACUGGCAAUUGUGGGGGCGGCAUCCUUCAUGACAGUAACCCAGACACCCCCAUCAACUUACUGGACAAUUUUCCGGGAAAGCGACGAACAAGCAAAGCGACUGCUUUCACAGCCGUUUUGUGGCAUCCAACGAGAAACUGAUAUGACCGAAAGCAUCCUAGCUACGUACUUUAUCACCUUUGACCAGAUCACACAGCAGAUGCCCAAAGGGGCGGGUCUUCUGCGCCUAAUUGCGUUCUUCGAUCGUCAGAACAUACCCGAAGAGCUAUUGAGCCGAUGCGGUUUGGAAGGGAUGGAUGAUGCAAUUGAGUUUCGUCAGGCAAUUGGAAAACUAUUGGGAUUUUCACUAGUCACGGCUGUCAAAUGUGAGGACAAGACAUUUUACGAACUUCAUCGUUUGGUCCAACUGUCUCUCCAGGUUUAUUUACCAACAGAAGAAUUGGAUCGAUGGAGGGCCACUGCGCUGGGAGUGGUUUCAGGGCUGUUUCCUCGAGAUUGGAUCACGUGGAGAGAUGUUAGUUCUGUAUAUAUUCCACAUGCACUUGCAGUAACCAAAAAUUCAAUGGAUCCCAUUGCUGAAGAGCUUUGCUUCCGCCUAGGACGGUACCUUAUGGAUAAGGGUUUCUACAAUGAUGCAGAAGUUCAAUUGCGUCGAUGUAUUGCACUUCGGGAAGGGAGUAAAGAGUAUGACUGGGAUGAAGAAGGCCCAAGGAGAGUUAUGCUCCUAGGGGGGGUAAGCAUAUAUCAAGGAAGGGCAGAUGUGGCCGAGGAGAUACUUCGGAAAUUAUUAGAGGAUAUUGAGGAAUCAUUGGGCCUAAAUAAUCUCACCGUCCUGGAGGCCGUCAGCUACCUGGCUCUGGCACUGGAAAAGCGUGGAAGGUACGAUGAAUCCGAGAUGCUGAAGCGGCGUGUACUAGAAGGGCGCGAGAAGAUUCUUGGACCAGACCACCCGGACACUCUAACGGGUAUCAAUAACCUGGCUCUCGUGCUACAAUCCCAAGGAAAAUACGAUGAAUCGGAGGCAAUGGAUCGGCGUACACUGGAGGGGCGUGAGAAGAUUCUUGCACCAGACCACCCAGACACCCUAACAAGUGCCAACAACCUAGCCCUUGUGGUACAAUCCCAAGGAAAGUAC